Molecule: messenger RNA, 2664 nt
Organism: Poeciliopsis prolifica (blackstripe livebearer)
Lineage: Eukaryota; Metazoa; Chordata; Actinopteri; Cyprinodontiformes; Poeciliidae
Gene: slc52a3-2a
Product: riboflavin transporter 2
Exons: 4
Coding region: 931-2262 (443 amino acids)
Biological process (GO): riboflavin transport
Cellular component (GO): plasma membrane
Molecular function (GO): riboflavin transmembrane transporter activity
Source: RefSeq, a predicted model, not a curated record
AGGAAGCAGGACGAAGGAAGCAGGACGAAGGAAGCAGGACGAAGGAAGCAGGAUGAAGGACGAUCCUGAUCUUCCACUUUCCUUUCUGUUGGAACAUUUCACUGAAAUCUUCUUUACAUUUUGGGAACAAGAUCUGAUUCCCGGCUGUUUGGGCCCAACGCUCACUUCCUGUUUCUGUAAUCUGCUGUCAGGCAGAAGGAGCCGAUGCCAGACGCUCAAACUGAGGCUUGACCUCUGACCCCCAGAAGUUUUAAAGAGACUAUCCUGUUUAUUCCUGCUGACAAUAAAGCAACAGCUUAGUGAAAUCUCGGUUUUUCAUUUUAAAUGUUAAUGUUUAUAUAUUUUUUUACUGCUCCGUUGUCUUUAUCCUCCAGUAAUCGAUCGAUAAUUAAUUGAUUGAUUAGUUUGGCUGGAGCUGAUGGAGGGUAAAGCUGAUGGCCUCCAACAUUCCUCCAUAAAUCAGCUAAAUUAUAACAUUUUUGUUCUUUUAGAAUAAACUUUAGCCAUGAUGCUGGUUUUGCUUUGAGUCCAGAUUUUCUGACAUGCAAUGAAAAUAAAUGAUUUUUAUUUGGUACUGUUGGCAUUUUCUGUAUCAUCCCAAUAUUUGCUGCUGAUAAGUAGAAAUGUUUUGCAGACCGCUGUGGUUAGAAGAACUUUUGUUGAACUUGUUCCACAAAGCCGUUAAAACGUGACUUUCUGCUGAGCAGCCUGCAGCCUCUUGAUCCGCUCCAGAAGAAUUAGCUGAAUUCUGCAGAUUCUCUACAGAGAAACCAGAAUCUGCUGCCCUGCAGGGUGCAGACGGCCAUCAUCCAAUCAGGGCCGGGCUUUCGGCAGGACCCCGCCCCCAGCAGGGCUUACACCUGCAGCUCCUGCAGGUUGUCAUUGCUCAGGACUUUGGCUCCAGAAAACCAGAAGCAGGACGCCUCUGCCAUGGCCGUGCUCACCCACCUGCUCGCCGUCCUCUUCGGGAUGGGCUCCUGGGUCUCAAUCAACGGCCUGUGGGUGGAGCUUCCUCUCAUAGUCCCGCAGGUGCCAGAGGGAUGGUACCUGCCCUCCUACCUGUCCGUCCUCAUCCAGGCGGCCAACGUCGGGCCGCUGGUCGUCACCCUGAUGCACCGCCUCCGGCCCGGGGUCCUCAACGAGGUGGCGGCCAUCUACGUGAUCUUGGCGGUGGGCGCCGUGGCCAGCUUCCUGCUGGCUUUCUUCUGGAAGGAGACGGUGGCGGUGGCCGGCGCCCCCCGCAGCCUGGCUCUGCUGGUCCUGACCUUCUUCCUGGCGGCUGUGGACUGCACCUCCUCCGUCACCUUCCUGCCCUUCAUGACGCGCCUCCAGCCGAACUUCCUCACCUCUUACUUCAUCGGGGAGGGGCUGAGCGGCCUGCUGCCGGCCCUGGCGGCUCUGGUCCAGGGCGUCGGCCUGGUGCGCUGCGUCACCAGCAGCCAGUCCCUGAACCACAGCGGCCACGGAACCGGACCCCUGGAGGCUCAGUACCAGCCCUCCAACUUCUCGGCCGAGGUCUUCUUCUUCUUCCUCAGCGCCAUGAUGCUGGCGAGCCUGGCAGCGUUCCUGCUGCUGGACCGCCACCCGGCCGUGGCCCGACAGCAGCCUGAGCCGCGCUCCUUCGGCGGGUCCAGGGAGACGUCCCGGAGCAGCCGGAAGAGGGCCGAGCAGAGGCCUAUGAUGGACCCCUGCAGGCCCCCGAACCACAAACCCAGGAGCAGCUUGGGCUCCAGCUCCUGCAGCCAGAAGCAGCUGAUCUUCAUCUUCGUGGUUCUGGGCUGGGUCAACGCCCUCAGCAACACGGUCCUGCCGUCCGUCCAGUCCUACUCCUGCCUGCCCUACGGGAACAUCGCCUACCACCUGUCUGCCACGCUGGCCGCCGUGUCCAACCCGCUGGCCGGCUUCGUCGCCGUGUUCGUCUCUAUCAGGUCGCUGGUAUUCCUGGGUUUCCUGAUGGUUCUAGGAACCGGGAUCGGGUCGUACAUAAUGCUGAUGGCGGCGCUGAGUCCGUGCCCCCUGCUGGUCAACGACGGUACAGGCGCCGUCAUCAUGGUGCUCGCAUGGAUCCUCUUCAUCUUCUCUCUGUCCUAUGUGAAGAUCAUCAUGGGGAUGAUCCUGCGGGACGAAGGUCACAGCGCCCUGGUGUGGUGUGGAGCGGUGGUGCAGCUCGGCUCCCUGCUGGGAGCCGUCGCCAUGUUUCCUCUGGUCAGCGUCUACGGCCUGUUCUCCUCCGGGGACCCGUGCAACACCAGCUGCCCCUGAGGGUCCGUGAAGGUCCCCAAUAAAUCAGGAGGCUGUAAUGUUGCAUUUAGUUUUCAUUUUUUUGCUCUUUUGUUUUAUUAAAAAUCUGCACAUUUUCAUAAUUUUUUAAACUGCUUUUAUUUUAAUUUCAUUGUUUGCUUUAUGACAAUAAAAUAAAGAUCUCCAGGAAUUUUCUCACUGAGUCGCCAUCAAAGCUUUUCUUUCAGUUUCUUCAUUGCAUCGCUAAAGAAUCUGAGUUUGGUGAAAAAACUAAAUCAUUCUCACAACAUUUUGAAAUAAAUAUUGUGUAUUUCAUCUUUCUGGUCCAUCAGUGUGACGUCAGUUGUUGGAUUUGCUGAAGUUACUUUUGAAACACAAAUAAAAUUUCAACUUGUUAAGACUGGAUAAAAUGACUCGAGGUCU